This is a messenger RNA of Mycena citricolor, 2655 nucleotides long. Lineage: Eukaryota; Fungi; Basidiomycota; Agaricomycetes; Agaricales; Mycenaceae. The record is from the annotation of a GenBank genome assembly.
AUGCCGCGAGCUGAACAACGACAGACCAACCAACGGGACGCCGAUGACGCUUUUUCCGAACGCGAGAAAGCCAUCGGGAACAAACUCUGGGGCGUCUACAUCACCGAGGCGGAGAAGUACGAUCAAGGUCUGAUCGAUGGCUGGCGCAGUGAGAUGGACGGCCUGUUGAUCUUCGCUGGUCUAUUCUCCGGCGUCGUGACGACGUUCAUCAUAGACAGCUAUAAGACGCUGAACCCCGACUCAGGCAGCCAGACCGUCGUGUCGCUCAACCAGAUCUCGCAACAGCUUGCAAACAUAAACAACAGCACGGCGGGGAUGGACGCACUCUCUCCCACCGCUCCCUUUUCGCCCCCUGCCUCAGCUCUCGUCUGCAAUGCACUCUGGUUCGCCAGCCUCGCACUCAGCUUGUCGAGUGCCCUCGUCGCGACCCUGGUCGAGCAGUGGGCGCGGGAGUACCAGCACCGCACAUCCAUGUUCUCCUCCAUCUCCAUCCGGUCGCGCGUGUACAUGUAUCUCUACUACGGUUUGCAACGCUUCAAUAUGCAUACCAUUGUUGGCAUUCCCCCGCUGCUCCUGCACGCAUCACUGGUGCUGUUCCUCGCAGGUUUAGUGGCGUUUCUGGUGCCCGUCAACGUGAUCAUCAUGAGCAUCUCCUCCGCUCUUCUGGGCCUCUUUGUCUUUGUCUACCUAUUGUUCACGGUGCUUCCGCUGUUUUUCCUCGACUGUCCAUACCAGACGCCACUCACACGGAUCCUCUGGCCGCUGAAACAGAGCAUGGCAAGCAUGCUGACAGCCAGUGUCCAGAGGGCUGCAGCUGCUUGGAAGGCCUUCCUUCAAAGGAGCAUCGCUGUGCCGGACCCCGAGAAAGCCGCCGAACCCACUGUGACGAAUCCCGACGCAUCUACCGAGCCUUUCACGGCUGAAGACACUCUUCUUCAGCCCCAGAGCAUGGUGGAUGCCAUGAAAUCAGAAGCGCUACGUUCCACUGUCAAGACGGAGACCCGGGCACUGGCAUGGACUGUCCGGUCUCUCUCUGACGAUCAGGAGCUUGAGCCAUUCGUGGAGGGGCUCCCCCAGGUCCUGUGGGAUUUCGAGCACAGCAAGCCUCGCCGCGUGUAUCAGGCCUUGUUCCAGUCCCUGUUGCGUGAUCCGGAAAUCCAUCUCUGCCAGCGUCUCGGCGAUUUCAUGGUUGGCUCCACAAGCAAUCUGCUUGAGGACAAAGUCCGGGUCCGCCGCCAGCUGUCCGUGCUCCGGGCCAUCUGGGCCAUCUGCGCGUUCUCCCUUCACACGGGGUCGCCUCUGCAAAGUCCGAUCGGAGAAGCCGACGUGGACAGCGCCCUACUCGGCACGAAAUUUCUUAAUUCUCCUGACGUACAGAGCAUGGUCCCCGCCGUGACCGCUUUGAUCCAUCUGAACGUGAUCGACUCUCGGGGCCGGGAUGGGGCCUCUACACAAGCAAGGAGCUCCGAUGGUCAUUUGGGUGCCGAGGCCCAUGCAGACAUGCAUGACGCGUAUACACGCUAUCUGAUGGCAUUUUCCCAAUGCGCUGCCACCUUCCAGCGGGAUGUGACCGUUUCACUCUUUGAUCCGCCACAACUGCGCUGCACGGAAGCGGGCUACUGGAUUCUGCAAGACGCUCUCGAAAAGCUGAUCGAUUCGGCGUUGGACAAGACAGCGGACGAGACUGCAGACAACGUUGUCUUUGCUGCUCGCCAGAUGAUCAGCCUGUUUGCCCAGACAUCGGAAUAUCCAGUGUGGUGGCUGCCAGGGCUUGGGCCGUUCCUUGUCCGACAUUCGACCCUCGUCGGCUCCGACCCAAAAUUUGACGCAGAGCACGAUUACACCCGAUUCCUGUGCCAUAAGCUAUGCGAUAACCUGAAGGACAAAGACAAACCGCAGGAAUCUGUCGACGCCCUCCAACUGAUCUAUCGGAAUUUACUCGAGUCCGAUGAGCCACCAAGAGACCUCGAUACCCAUCUUCUGGUCCUCUAUACUCUGCGGACUAAAGCAGCCGACAUCCGCACGUACCAUUUGGCUGCCAUCGUCCAGUGCGUCGUGCUCAAAUAUCUGCGGCGCGACCCAUCGAAACUGGAGCAAUUGCCGAGUAUGUUCGAUGACGAGGACUGGUUCCGUUCCGUGCUCGGCCUUGAAAACGAUGAGCCUACGGAGCAGGUAUCGACACUGCAAAUUUCCGAGUGUGUCCGUGUCGGUGCUAUGACGGCUUUCUUCGAGCAGUGCGCGGCCCGGAGUCCGGAUCAAACAGAGCGCGACCUGGACUUGGAGACGUUCAAAGUGGUACGCCACGCACACAUGGUGAUUUUUUUGGCGAUUCCGAUCAAACUGCAACGUCGAUUCGCCAACGCCGCCGCCGGAUUCAUCCGCAAAUAUCCAGAAAACUGCCUUGCGAAUCGGGAUGGGCUCUUCUCGGUGCUUGUCUGGGCCGUCGCUGGCGGCGGGUUCAUCAGGGAAGACGGGUAUAUCACCGAUUUGGACGCAUUGCGCGUCCUGGACACGGCUGUCUCGGAGAUGCAGACGGACGAUCAGCAGCAAGACCAUCGGGACAAUGCUCAACGGAUCCGGGAACGGAUGCAGGACCGGCUCCGUCCCAAGAACAUCUCUGCCGAGUAUGUCCCGCUUGUGAGUGACGGGGAAUGA